ACAGCCGUUUCACUGGAAGUAUAGCUAGUUCACUACUUAAAAAUCCAGUUUCAUGAUUCACUUCUUUAAUAAAUCAUCUGAUUCGCUGUCAUGGCGCAAUAUGCAGCUUGUCCUGCGUUCCAGCUUGGAAGACCUCGAUAUGAUCAGAGUACCUUUCUUGGCCGGCUGAGACACUUUGUAGCGAUCAUCGACCCCAGCACACUCUUUGUGUCUGAGAAACGAUUGAGAGAAUGCGUCAAACUCCUGGAUGAUUUUCAGCAUGGAACACUACCACCUGGAGUUACGGAUCGACAGCUAUGGGAAGCCCAAAAGGUGAAGCAGGCCAUCAUUCAUCCUGACACAGGAGAGAAGAUCUUCAUGCCUUUCCGAAUGUCAGGUUAUGUCCCAUUUGGAACACCAAUUGUUGUGGGCCUUCUUCUUCCAAAUCAGACUGUGGUAUCUACUAUUUUCUGGCAGUGGCUGAACCAAAGUCACAAUGCCUGUGUCAACUACUCAAACCGCAAUGCUACUAAGCCUACACCAACAUCCACGUUUCUUCAAGGUUACUUCGGAGCUGUGACCAGUGCUGUCUCCCUUGCGGUGGGACUGAAUGUACUGAUUCAGAGAGCCAACAGGUUGAGUCCAGCAACCCAAAUAAUCAUACAGAGACUCAUCCCUUUCCCAGCUGUGGCCAGUGCCAACAUUUGCAAUGUGGGCCUCAUGAGGCACAAUGAGCUGUCGGAGGGCAUCGACGUGCUGGACGGAAAUGGGAACGUGGUGGGCUCCUCAAAGAUUGCUGCCAAACAUGCAAUUAUGGAAACUGCCUUUACCAGAGUGGUCCUCCCGAUGCCAAUCUUUGUCCUUCCUCCCAUCAUCAUGUCCUACCUAGAAAAACUUCCAUUCCUGCAGACGAAUCGGAGGCUGUUGCUGCCCAUCCACAGCCUGGUGUGUCUGGCUACCUUCAGCCUCUCGCUGCCCCUGGCCAUCAGCCUAUUCCCACAGAUGUCUCAGAUUGAGGUGUCUCAGCUUGAGCCUGAAAUUGCCAUGGCAACCAAUAGCAAGGUGGUGACCUACAACAAGGGACUGUGAGGACCGUCCCGGGAACAGUGAUUCAAAUGAGCCUCCUUUUUGAUUGGCUGUCACGGACACUCCAGUUUCCCCACUAAUGGAUUGGCGGAAGGGAAGCUGAUCCUAGAUCUGUACCUAGGGGAAGCUUCACCCAAGAGCUCUCUCUCCCAUAGCCUAAUAUGGUAACAGGUCCAUGCACUUUCUGCUGCAUUAAUAUAGUGUAACAUAUAUUAUCAUGUGCUGUCUUAACCAAUGGUUUUAAUACAACAUAUACAAAAAUGUGUUUUAUUGUCACUUACACCAGAGAGGUGCAGUGAAUUGUGUUGUUUUACAGGGUCAGCCUUACCAGUCCAGCACCCCUGGAGCAUAUUAGGGUUAAGUGCCUUACUCAAGGGCACAUCUGCAGAUUUUUUGACCUUUCGGUUACUGGUCCAACACUCUAACCACUAGGCUAUAUGCCACCUAUGAGGCCAAUCAGUAAUGAUUGAGGAAGUUAAGGAAAUAAUAGACUAAUAAUAUAUUAUGAUGGAACUUUAUAAUGUUAUGCCUAUACCAGCAAUUUUACAAUUGGUGGUGAUGAUCAACCCAUUUGUCUUUAACUUUAAUAUGAAAUGUGUUUUUAUUGUUCACCCAAACUGCUGUAGUUGUUUGAAUGUUUGGGGGAGGGCAUACAGUUGAAGUCGGAAGUUUACAUACACUUUAGCCAAGUACAUUUAAACACAGUUUUUCAUAAUUCCUGACAUUUAAUCCUAGUAAAAAUUCCCU
Oncorhynchus kisutch (coho salmon) is the source of this 1812-nucleotide messenger RNA. RefSeq names its product sideroflexin-5. The record is from RefSeq and is a predicted model, not a curated record. The transcript is spliced from 14 exons. Gene Ontology annotation, cellular component: mitochondrial inner membrane. Gene Ontology annotation, biological process: mitochondrial transmembrane transport; monoatomic ion transport; citrate transport. The coding region runs from base 91 to 1068 and encodes 325 amino acids. Lineage: Eukaryota; Metazoa; Chordata; Actinopteri; Salmoniformes; Salmonidae. Gene Ontology annotation, molecular function: citrate transmembrane transporter activity; monoatomic ion transmembrane transporter activity.